Messenger RNA from Patella vulgata (common limpet), 7314 nucleotides. RefSeq lists its product as uncharacterized. Bases 81 to 4928 code for a protein of 1615 amino acids. The transcript has 22 exons. The record is from RefSeq and is a predicted model, not a curated record. Lineage: Eukaryota; Metazoa; Mollusca; Gastropoda; Patellidae.
ACAAGCCGAAAAUCGUUGUUAGCGCGAAAUCCGGCAAUAAUUAGAUUCCAAAUAUCUGAUAAUUGCAGGAAUCAUUCGGAAUGGCGGACGAAGCAUCUGUUCUGAAAGAUGAAAUUGAAAAAAUUAAGGAUGUUUUGGGUGAUGACGACUAUGGUGAAGAUGAAAAUUAUGACAGCGACGAAUCGGAUAGUCAGUUGUACAUUGAUUUGGGCCUCAGUCACACAAACAGUAACAAGGAUAAAGAAAGCACCAAUGUUGAUGCAUCUUCAGCCUCUGGUUUGACUUACUAUGAAGGGUCAUUGGGUUUGGAUGAGGAUUCUAGAAGUCGGCUGGGAUCAAUUGAUGAAGAUGGAGAAGAUAAUGUUAUGGCGGAACUUCCUAUAAAUGUAGAGACUUGUCUGGCUUUAAACAGAGCUUACCAGGAAAUCAUCUCAGAACAUAUACAAAGUAUUCAAGUUGCUAUAAACGAAAAUAGAGAAAAACAGCGUAUGUUAGAAGCUGAAUUAGAAGGAGGAGUUAAAACAGAAUUCAAACCUUCGACUUCUAAAGAACAUAGAUAUCUCAAUCUUCCAUACUUCAGAAAUUCUACAGGAUUGCCUCCGCCACCAAAUGAAGAUGUCAAGUUAAAAGGAUUAUUGAAUGAGAAAAAACAGGAAGCUAAGAUAAUGUUAGGCUGGCCAGCUAAAGCACAGCGUCAGUUAAUAUCAGCUGUUAGUAAAGAUUCACUCCAGAAAUUACUCCAACCCCUUAUGAAUAGGAGAGAAAUUUUAGAAAAUAAAAAACUGAAAGCAUUUGGUGUAGAAAAGGAAGCUCUAGAAAAAAAAAUUGAAGAACUUGAUCAAGAAAUUUCUCUCAAAAAGACAACAACUGAAGAGUAUUUAUUGAAAAAUGUUGAUGAGGAGAAAGUUGACUGGAUGAGAAUUGCUAAAAUAGAGUUUGAUGGUAAGAGAGAAUGGUAUGAGCUACAGAAGAUUUGGCGAGUUGUCGUCAACCCAGAGAUAAAUAAACAAGAUUGGACAGAAGAAGAAACAGAAAAUCUUUUACAACUUGUUGAGAAAUAUAAAACAGGACAUUGGGACCAGAUUGUAGAGGAAUUAGGGACAAAUCGUACACCUUUUCAAGCCAUGCAGUUUUACCAAGCUAAUCUUAAUUUUGGAUUACGUCAAAAACCUUGGACAGAAGAUGAAGAUGAGAAAUUGGGAGAAUGUGUUAAAUUUGUUUGUAAUAUCCCAUCAGAGAGAAUAAAAUGGAAGAAAGUAUCAUAUAUGAUGGAAGCAAGAAGUGCGGAACAGUGUCGUAAACGUUGGUAUCAGAUAGAUCCAGAUAUAAGUAGAUUAAAAUGGAAGGCUGAAGAAGAUGUGAGAUUGAUGUUAGCUGUUAAACUGAUAGGAUCAAAAGACUGGAUAAAAGUGUCUAGAUAUAUUCCACACCGACAUCCAGCACAAUGUAGAGAAAGAUAUUGUAAUUAUCUGGACCCAUCUUUAAAAGUUGGUUGUGGUUUUACCUAUCAAGAGGAUAAACAAUUAUUAACUUUAGUUAAACAAAUUGGUAUUGGUAAUUGGGCGAAGGUUGCUGCAUGUUUAGAGGGAAGAACAGAUCAGAUGGUAUCAACUAGAUACAAACGUUUGAUGCAGUGGAGAUACUCAGCUAAUUGGUUUAAAAAACAGCCAACAGACGUACAGAGAGCUAUGCAAGGUCUACCGUUAUAUAAGAAGAAGAAGAAUGAGAAACCAUCAGUUAACUGGGAUACAUAUUAUAAAGAUUAUGGUUUAAGACCAGAACACUAUCAACAACAAGCAGAAGAUAUUCAAGAAAAUGGAGAGUCUGAGUUUGUAGUGCCGUUACCUCCCUUGAUAAAAGUUCCGUUAAAAGGUACCCACAAGAAAGUUCUCGAUCGUCAUCGAGAGAGUUUAGCUGUGUCUCGUCAUAUUGAUUCAUUAUUAGAAGAUCAUGUGAUACAACUUCCACCCAAUGAAAUGGAGAAUAGAAAGAAAGAAAUAUUACGUCGUUUAGAGGAGCGAAAUGAAAGUCUUUACAGCUCAUCAGUACAGAAAUUAAUCAAAGAAGCUAAAGAAGCUGCCAAAGAACUUCACCGAAAACGUGUCACGACAAACAAGGAAAGACACAGGACUAUUCUCGAUCUACGUAGAACAAUUUUAGGCUCGUCUAUAAAACCUCGACUCACUACUGGCAGGCCUACAAAAUACUUCGCACUUGAAGAAAUAUCGGAAGUUGAGCAGAGAAAAUUAUCUGUUUCUAUUCUUUCAUUAUUCUCAUCGGCCUUGGAGUUAGAUGGUGAAGCCAUUUUGGAAAAUAUUGAUAAACGUCCAAAUAAGGAAAAUAUGUCAGUGAGCCAAAAAACCGAGGCAGCCAUUUUCAGAGAAGUUGUCUUAAAAGAUAAAAGUUAUACAGGUGUGCCUGUACAAGCACAAUCAAUCGAAACAAACGCACCGACUAAAAACAAACGGCGUUUGAUUGUGAAACAUGUUAAUCCGCCGCCCAAACGAGCACGAAAGAGAAGAAAGCCUGAUGAACAAAAUAGCAAUGAACAAUCUGCAACAGGUGUACAAAAUGACCCGGAAGUUUCUACAUCGCCAGGGCAACCAAGUACAAGUGAGAUUAUAUCAUCAGUGCCACUGAGAGAUGUAACACCAGGAACGCGAAUUGAGAAUCCAACGACUGCACAACAUAUACAAAAUGACGACUGUUCGUCCAAUUCACAGCAGAAAAAUGCAGAACAGUCAACAUCGUCAAAUCAAACGACUUCUGCCCACCAACAGCCAACAUCAUCCAAACAGCCAACAUUGUCACUACCACCAACAUUAUCACAACAACCAGCAUUGUCACAACAAGCCUGUGCACAACAGCCAGUAUCGUCACAAACACCAACAUCAUCUCAACAGCCAGUAUCAUCACAAACACCAGUAUCAUCACAACAACCAGUAUCGUCACAACCACCAACAUCAUCUCAACAACCAGCAUCGUCACAAACACCAGUAUCAUCACAACAACCAACAUCAUCACAACAACCAGCAUCAUCACAACAACCAGUAUUGUCACAGCAUCUGAAUCCAACACAAUCACCAUCAUCAGAAUCACCAUCUCAAACAAUUCUUAAAUCCAAAAGACCUGUUGAAGUAAAAAAUGGCCCUGUGGAUGAAAUGCCAUUUCUGCCGCCCAAUCAUUCUAGUUUAAAAGCUUUUAAAAAACUCCUAGUCUCGAGGAAAGACAUGAUGAAGCAAGCGGGAGGCGCGUAUAUUCACUUACGUAAAUUAAUAGAUCGUGCAAAAAGGAAUAAGUUGUUUACGUUGUCAGAAAUGGGAGGAAGUACGCAGAAUGCAAGCUGUCAGUAUGUCUAUGUCUUUCCCAAGAAUGUUCAAAAAUCGUCAAACUCUGACACGGCCACUUCUUCUAAUCAAGAUGAUGGUAAAGAUGCAAAUAAUUAUCUGGUUUCUACAGUUUCUAGAGCAGAUGUACAUGAAAAUAACAGUGAAUCUUCUCUUGGCAUGAAUAUCCUGGACAAUGAUGAACCUACAAGUACCACAGAACUAUCAGUGGUGCUUCCGCGUAAAUAUCCUGAAACGAUUGUCAAGACAGAAUCAGGAACUAUCGAUAAAGUGGCACGCGUUCCAGCGCUAGUCAAUAAUCUUGUCUCAAAAAAACUUGCUGAACAAUUGUUUAACAAACAAUCAAGUUCAAAUCAAAGUGGAAAUAUUGUUAAAAGGAACACCAGCGAGGCGGCCAUGGCAUCUACUUCAGUUUCUGAUGGAGAUUGUGAGAAUAAUCAGAGUGAAACGUCGUCUGUCACGUCACAGAAUAUUCGUGGUGGUAGUGGUGUAGCUAACGAAAUGAAUAGUGAUAACAGAUAUACAUCUCAAUCUCAACAAACUCAAACCGAGGAAACAGAGGAGGAAAGUGUACUGGAUAAAAUCCGACAAUCUCACGAUUAUAAAAUGUUGAAAGCCAGGUUCCAAUCAAUAUUUAUCUGGCCAGCGUUAUUAUCAUCUUUAUAUAUUCAAAAUGAGGAAGAGGAGAAGGAGAAGGCGGAUAAGACGGUGCCAAGUCCUAAAGAGAAAAGGAAAAGGCGUAAAAACAGGUUUCCCUGUUCAAGAUCAUCCAAGUAUUAUAAGUAUGUGGCUAAAAAUAAAAAAGAAAAAGAAAGCAUCCUGGCUCUAGCUCGUGAAUCAAAAAAACGAAAAUUACAAGGAGAUGUUCCCACGGAAACUGAUGGUGGAGCAGAAACGAUUACUUCAGGAGGAGACAACUGUAUUCUAAGCACAUCAAAGGGAGAUAAUUCUGUCUUAGAUACGUCUGUGGCUGAUAGCUCAGUGAAUGACAGUGUGACGUUAGACCAGGAAGGUGACCACCAACCACGCAAGAAGGGUCGACCUAGAGGAUCGAAAACUAAAAUAGGCGAUAUGUCAAAUCGACGACAGUCUUCUCGCCACACGGAGAAGAAAUCAUACACAGAGGAAACGGUUAUUUCCACACGACACUGUGAGAAAAAAGAUUACCACACUCCAGGACCUAAAAAAACAUCGUCAGAAACUCGAUAUCGAAAAGCCGUAUACAAGAUCGUCACUAAUGCUACACAAGAACUAGUAAAAGGUUUACGUUCUGCAUUCACACCCGGUAAAGAAGCUUGUGAUUAUAGUGGUAUGGCAGCUGAUGUAGAGCAGACAGGCGAUGUCACAGAAACGGAUAAUGUUAUUGAUGUAGACGAUAUUGUGAAUAAUGUUGUAAAUGCUAUGGAUAAAGCUGUAGAUGUUGAUGCUAUAGAUAAUGUUGUUGAAGUAGACAAUGUCACGGAUGUUGAUGCUGUAGAUAACGUCAUUGAUGUAGAUGAUGGGCAAGAUGAUGCCAUGGAUGUAGAUAAAAUCAUAGAUGUUGACGAUAUUGUAGAUUUAGAUGCUGAAGAAUCAUCAUAGUGAAACAAUUGAUAAGGUCAAUGAAGCGUGAUCAUUUUUACAGGGCUGUACAUUCCCUUGAUUUGGUAUAUAUACGAAUCAUACAGGAGAAAUAAGGAUGCUAAUGUCAGUGAAGCAUGGUCAUUCUUAUACAAACCAUACAGACCAACUUUGAAGACAAAUAAGGAUGAUAUGUCAGUGACGCGUGAUCAUUCUUAUACAAGCCAUACAGACGAACAUAAAGAGAAAUAGUGCUUCAUAGGUCUUGCUAUGGAAGAUUGAAGUCACACUGUAUAAAAUAAUUUUGCCAACUCAUCUAUCACACAAAAGUAUUUCAUCAUGUGAUAUUUGUAAAAUUGUAGUGACUAUACGUUUAGAUGAACUACUCAGAUGACUUUCCCUGUGUACAUAUGAUUAUGUUGGACAAAAUGAUAUUAGCAAAUAUUUUUCUUGUACAAUAACAAUGAUUGAUAUUACUAUUUGUGUCGAUAAUUUUCCGCCACCCAUCCCACCCAAAAACAAGAAACGGUUUUGGUAAAUACUCUCCCUAUAUUGUUCUUUUUUGUUAGUCAUAAAUUUUAUAAAUCAGUGCUUUAUUUAGGUUGAUAGUGGAAUCUUGUCACUUUUGACAUUGUUAAGAUAUGUUGGAUUAUCCAGCAUGACGGAAUACUCAUGCACAAAUGGCCGAUAUAACCGAAUUCGGAAUUGUGUGUUGCUGACAGUUUGACUAAAAAGAGCUCAUGUAAUGAUCCAAGCUACAAGCUGUUGCUAAAUAUAGUUGCAAUAAGUUUUAGUCGUGUUGGAUGCAAGUGUUGAAUUGCAUCCGUAGUUAUCACAUUAAGAAAUCUUAAUUGUCACAUUUUAAUAUGGGAAUAUCUCGGUGCCAAAAAUUUCAGAAUCAAUGGCAGAUAUAAGCUUUCAGAAAAAAAAGGCUAACCAGAAAGCAUAUUGAUUCAAAGAGUAUUAAAACCGAUAAAUCCUUAUGGUCAUCUGUAUAAUUUAUGCAAGAUGUUAUUUUUGCUGUUUGUAUUCUGUUCAUUACUCUAUUCACAUUUAAAGUCGAUGGUCAUCAUUUAAGUGAACUAGAAAUCUCUUGCGAACUACAUUGUGUAAUAGAGAAUCUCCUACGAGUAGAAGUUAAAAUUUAUCACCCAAACCUUUCUUACACGCACAAAUAAAUAAAUAUAAUUCUUUGGUAUAGAUUGAAAGUGAUAUCUCCUAGGAGAUAUGGCUCAGUAGAAUAUGAAAGUUAUCACACAAGCGAUAUCUACUGUAGAAUGUGUUAUUGAGUGAUAAAGUUGAAUCUCUAAUUGGAAUAUAUCGUCGCUUUUCUGGCGAACCGAUGAAUCUGAAAUAUUUAAGUAUUGAGAAUUUGCGCUCUGUUGUUAUCUCUAUGUCCAUCAAAUAACAACGUUUAUGUAAAUGGCCUUCCAUGUCCUGAUGUAUAUUGAAUAUUAAAUCAUAAAUAAAUGUUAAUAUUUGAUGGCUACAGAGAUAACAACAGAACGCAAAUUUCAAACGCAUAAUUCUCAAUACUUAAAUAUUACAGAUUCGUCGACGAUAUGUCCAAAACGGUUAAAUUCCAUUCAGUAUUCACAAAAAUAUGAAUUAAAAAUUUGUCAACAUUCUGAAAUCCUCUGUAGAUGAUAUAAACAGGAUAUGGUCCUUGGAAUGACGAUCAGAGACUUUAAAUUUAAAAAAUAAAAACUUUUAAUGGCCAUUAUGUAAUCUUUAAAUCUCACCUAAAUUUCUUGAUUGUUUUAAGGAACUUGUUUUCCAUAUAAUUGUGUCAUGUGAUAAAUGAAAGGAAAGUUUGUUGGGCCCUAGACCCAGGAGUUCAAGGAAUAUUUUACAAACUUAUUCCAAAUUUCAAUAUUCAGAUUUAUUUUGUUGUUAUUAUUAUUGUUGCUGUUUAUAGAAGUAAAAAAAGACAGAAAAUCUUCAAUAAGGCCAUGUAAAAAAUUUUUUUAUGUUUCUCAGAUACUCCUGUGUCGCUUAUAAAAAGCUGUAUGACUCGUAUUUAUUUGAAAAAAUAAAAACAGAUUGAUUGAUAAUCUCAUUUAUAUAUUUUCCCCCAUAGGCUCAAUUAUCUAGUCUUUAAGUCUGAUAAAUGUUAUUGGAAAUCAUAAAUGAUACUGGAUAAUCAUCCAUUCCUUUAAACAGCACUCAAGAUAAAUGUAUUGCCUUGAAAUGUGAUGUAUAUGAGAAAUCAUUUAGCCCAGUUGUGAUUAUUUCAAAUAAACAAAAACCUCCCACUUACAGAAUUCUUGGAAGGAUCAGUUCGAGAACCAGGAUAUUUUUUUUUCUAUGGCCUAAUACAAUGUAUGUACAUUUGGUUUUGAUACGAACAGACUUAUACAAAGUAUAAUGAUAAUGUUUGGUUGUAAAUAAAACUGUUAAUGAUAAA